GCCAGUGAUUCCCAGCAGGAAUUCCCAGUGAUUCCCAGCAGGAUCUCCCAGUGACUGCCAGUGAUUCCCAGCAGGAAUUCCCAGUGAUUCCCAGCAGGAUCUCCCAGUGACUGCCAGUGAUUCCCAGCAGGAAUUCCCAGUGAUUCCCAGCAGGAUCUCCCAGUGACUGCCAGUGAUUCCCAGCUCUGAUUCCCAGCAGGGAUUCCCAGCAGGACACCGGUGGGAGCCCGAGGGGGCCCAGCCGGGACUGGUCUCUGUCCCCGUGUGUCCCCCGCGGUGCCAGGCCAGGCUGGAGGGUGCCCGGGUUAGCAUGACCGAGGUGGAACCCGUGCUGGACUUCGCAUCCUCCGGCAGGACGGGCCGGCGCAAUGCCCUGCCCGACAUCCUGGGCUCGCCCGCCGGCGUCAGCCCCGCCGACCUGCCCCUCAAACUGGCCGAGAUGUCCCUGAGCGCAGGCAGCGCCCAGGACAUGCAGUCGCCCUCAGCGGAGGCGCCCCCUCCGCAGCCCCCCAGCCCCGAGCUGAAGGACACGUCCUAACCCCGCCCGGGGGGACAUUUGUGACCGGCGGAGGAAGGAGAGGCUGUGGAGCAGCAGCCCGGCUUUCCCGGCACAGCCCGAGUCCGCUGGGAUUUCCUCGGUGCUGCCGCAGCGAGACCCCGGAGCCCCCGGCCACGGGGCAGAGCGCGUGGCGGGGACGCGGCGGGGACACGGAGGGGACCUGCUGUGACAAGGGGUGACUCCCACCCACGCCCUGGGCCAGGACUCGCGGGGGGGGAUGUUUUUGCCUCCCCGGGGGGAGGAAUAUUUUUCUUCUGGGGCAUUUGGCGGAGCCGAGCGCGGGGGGGGGGUCCCGGGGGGCCCUUCUGGCCGCAGGAGCAGCCACGGGUGUUUCUUGCUGAGUGUGGUGUUCACUGUGAUGUUUUUGGGUAC
Messenger RNA from Oenanthe melanoleuca, 931 nucleotides. RefSeq names its product cAMP-dependent protein kinase inhibitor beta-like. Gene Ontology annotation, molecular function: cAMP-dependent protein kinase inhibitor activity. Lineage: Eukaryota; Metazoa; Chordata; Aves; Passeriformes; Muscicapidae. The transcript is spliced from 4 exons. Gene Ontology annotation, biological process: negative regulation of cAMP-dependent protein kinase activity. The record is from RefSeq and is a predicted model, not a curated record. Gene Ontology annotation, cellular component: nucleus; cytoplasm. The coding region runs from base 311 to 538 and encodes 75 amino acids.